This is a messenger RNA of Phytophthora infestans T30-4, 1612 nucleotides long. RefSeq names its product urease accessory protein ureG, putative. Lineage: Eukaryota; Oomycota; Peronosporomycetes; Peronosporales; Peronosporaceae. Bases 126 to 1601 code for a protein of 491 amino acids. The record is from RefSeq and is a predicted model, not a curated record. Gene Ontology annotation, molecular function: nickel cation binding; GTPase activity. The transcript has 3 exons.
CUACUUUGGACCACGCAGGACGACAAUAAGCCAUGGAACAUUCGCAUUUGCAUGAUCACUCUCACUCGCAUGACCACGGCCACUCUCACGAUCAUAGCCAUUCGCACGAACAUGGGGCUGACCACAUGAUCAACGGAGACGAACUGGUUCGGCGCUUCACUCAGAACCGCGGCCGGGCACCAACGCCUGACGAAGAGAAGCAGCUGCGCGAACAUGGGCACACGCACGAGCACAUGGAUCAUGUCGGGUUCUUCCACCAGCGAGACGCGGCCAAGUCUGGCCGGGACUGGGCGCAGCGGGCCUUUACCGUUGGCAUCGGUGGCCCUGUGGGUAGCGGCAAGACGGCGCUUAUGCUGGCGCUUUGUCACGCGCUUAAAGAAAAAUUCAGCCUAGCCGCUGUGACAAAUGACAUCUUCACACGUGAGGACGGCGAGUUUCUUGUGCGCCACGACGCGCUGCCCGAAGAACGUAUCCGCGCAAUUGAGACGGGCGGGUGUCCGCAUGCGGCCAUCCGAGAGGACAUCUCGGCCAACCUACAGGCGUGCGAGGACCUGACGGACGAAUUCGAUACGCAACUGCUGCUAGUGGAGUCUGGAGGAGACAAUUUGGCCGCCAACUUCAGCCGUGAGCUGGCCGACUACAUCAUCUACGUCAUCGAUGUGGCUGGUGGCGAUAAGGUUCCUCGCAAGGGCGGCCCGGGCAUCACACAGGCGGAUCUGCUAGUCGUUAACAAGAUUGACUUGGCCCCACACGUCGGCGCGGAUCUGGACGUCAUGGACCGCGACGCGAAGCUCAUGCGUGGGGAGGGCCCCACUGUGUUCUCGCAGAUUAACCAGGGCAAAGGCGUUCAGGACAUCAUCGACCACGCACAUGUGGAGGCGCAGGCCCAGCAUCUAAUAGCAGUCGCUUCUGUCGUCCGUGAGCUGCAAUCGGCCGAAAAGCAGUGCGGUAAGACGUACGCAGAACUCCCAUUCAGCGCACUGGAUGAUCUAGAGCGGCUACAACGAGUCAGCCAAGGCUUGGGCCACUUAAUUCACAAAUGCUCCGAGAUCAAAGCUACCGUUGCUCAAGAUCUGACGAAACAAGUCAUACGCUCCUCUCGAAGCGUUCGUACCGAACACAUGAAGAAGGUUCAGCAUCUUCUCUCGGAGCUGUACGAGCUUCUGCAGAAAGAAGAAGCCUUUGAUUUGGCAUACCUGAAGCUCCGUGAAGGUCGUUUGUACAGCGAGGCCCCACGCGUUAAAGCUCCGAAUGAAAGCGAGUUGUGCGUGCAUCGUGACCGGGACCAGCUGCUUCGCAAGCGAGAUGCUGAGCGGCUCGCGAAUCAGCAGUGCGUCACAGCGUUCCACUUCGCUGGCCGGCGUUGUGACACUCACGUACGUGGUGUGCUGUAUCAGACUCGCGCCGUGUUCGAGCGUAUGAUCACUUCUAUGACAGCUCUCAUCAAUGAGUUGCAAGGCAAAUUAAACCGGGAAGCACUCAGAGCGAGCGCAUCUUCAAUUAGCAAUUUCAGUGUCAAUUUCCCGGAGAGCUUUCUGGAAGGAUAUGAUUGUCACGUGGCGAUCACGGACUGGAUGAGCGACCUAUUCAGCAGACAGUGACAGUGGCAAAG